Molecule: messenger RNA, 1662 nt
Organism: Motacilla alba alba
Lineage: Eukaryota; Metazoa; Chordata; Aves; Passeriformes; Motacillidae
Exons: 4
Coding region: 573-1292 (239 amino acids)
Source: RefSeq, a predicted model, not a curated record
UGUAUCCCUGCUUCCUUCUGCCUCUUCCCUUGGAAUAAACUCCUCUGGACUUGACAAGCAAGAAGCCCUCCUGCUCAUUAUUUCUGGUGAGGCAUCAACAUUAUCCAGGCUUGGGCGGAAGGUUGGCCGAGGGACACCCAGUAAAGGGACCUGACAGGACACAACACCUCCGAAGGAGAUGUGUCUUCCUCAUGUGAUCAACUUGACAUUGAGACUAGAGAGGACAGUUUUCAGGGCCAUUCAGCAAGCUCCAGGCUGUGAGGAAAUCUGCACGCUUGGAAGGAGGGAUGUGCUCCUUGUAGACCCACCAAUUCAACAGGAAACAUAAGCAGAGAAAAGAGGUAGGACACUAAUGUCUGGGGACAGGUUGUUUCUGAGGAUGAGAUGCAAGAAAGCAUAGGAAAAAGAGAGAGUAUGCACAGGGGGCACUUACCUUGUUCUUCAUACCACAUAACAGAGCCCAAAUAUUCAAUGGAUGAGAGCCUUGAACCUGAGUCAUCUUGAUCCCUAAAUUAACUUGGCAACUGAAUCCACUUCUCUGGCCUAUUAAAAAAAAGGUUCAAGAACUAUUAAUGAAGCAAUACUCACUCUCAAGCCUCUCUGUGGUGUGCCAAACUGAGCCCCCAAAACCAGUCGUGUUGGGGUUUGACAGUGUCAUGGGACUGAGCCUCAUCCGUGUUACACUCAUGUCACUGAGAUGUGACACUGGGCUGAAUACUCAGCAGGCCUGCUUUGGUGCCCGGGCAGGAUCUGCCCAUCAGAGAGAUCCGAGUCCCCAGAAGGUAAGGAAGUCUCCAUCGGGACAAGACAGACCCGAUGCGCCCCCAGGCCGGGUGGGGCGAGGAGCUCCCAAGGCACGCACCCCGCGUCCCCCAUUCCCAGGCUGUUGUCCCUCUUGUCACACGCACGCACGGACAAAAGACUCGUUUUUACGACGAGAAUCAGCUCCUGGAGGUACACGGAAUUCCCCGCUCGAACUACAGAGGGAGCCCGGGGCUGUGCUUUGGCGAGCAGCAGCGCCGGCGGCGGCGGGGGCUCGGUGCCGCUCGGGACAGCAGCGCUCCAAGCCGCGUCCAGGCGCGACCUCAGCCAGCUUUCCUCUCCUCCCCGUCAAAAAACGAUGGGGCAACACCCGCGGGCACAGCCUGCCACGGGGCAGAGAGAGCUGGGAGCACGCAGCGCUGUACACCGCGGUUUUAGUCGCCCUCUCGAGUCCCGGUCUCAUUCUGCACGUUGCACGUUCGCCGGCUCGAAUCAUGGAACUGUCAUUAGCGUGGGUCGCGAACAAAUGAAACCGCGGCGGGGCUGCUUCAAGCUCCCGGAAUGUAACGCAGUGAGAGGCGAGAUGGCUGGUCUUAAUGGAAGCAUAAACUUCUGCAAUACCGCGGAAACUUCUGCUCCUUUGUUUUCCCUGUGAGGUUAACAAUUUCUGUUUGAUUUUAUCCCUGGUGCGGAUUCCUGUAAAACCUGAAUACAAUUUGCAUUGCUCAUCUGUCUGCACAUUUUGUAGCUUUUAUGGCAGUAUGUUAUCAUGAGCCAUAACAUCAAGAUUUAAACACCAGGAAUGGAAACCGUGAGCAGAAAGAGAUACGAGUGAGAAAUAAAUAUAAGGGAUAGAGUUUGUGGAGUUUUGUCUUAAUUUUAUAACCAUUCCUUCAAACA